CAGCGCGCAGGGGCCGGGCUCGGCGGGGGGCGGGCGAGGCAGAGCGAGGCGACGGCUGCGGCCACUCUGCCAGCACCAUGUCGGGCACCCGGGCGUCCAACGACCGCACCAGCCACCCCGGCGCCGGCGGCGGGCUGAAGCGGGCGCGCAGCGAGCCGGGCGGUAACAAAGUGACGGUGGUGUUGGGGGCGCAGUGGGGGGACGAAGGCAAGGGGAAGGUGGUGGACCUGCUGGCCACCGAGUCGGACAUCGUGUGCCGCUGCCAGGGUGGGAACAACGCAGGUCAUACUGUGGUUGUCGAUGGGAAAGAAUAUGAUUUCCACCUGUUCCCUAGUGGCAUUAUUAAUCCAAAGGCAAUUUCUUUUAUCGGUAAUGGAGUGGUUAUACAUUUACCAGGCCUGUUUGAAGAAGCUGAAAAGAAUGAAAAGAAAGGUUUAAAAGACUGGGAGAAAAGACUGAUUAUAUCAGAUAGAGCACAUAUAGUGUUUGACUUUCACCAGGCAGUAGAUGGGCUCCAGGAAGUGCAACGUCAAGCCCAAGAAGGAAAAAAUAUUGGCACGACGAAGAAAGGGAUUGGACCAACGUACUCUUCCAAAGCUGCACGAACAGGUCUUCGAAUUUGUGACCUCCUUUCUGACUUUGAUGAAUUUUCUUCAAGAUUUAAAAAUCUGGCUCAACAAUACAAGUCAAUGUUUCCAACAUUGGACAUAGAUAUAGAGGGACAACUGAAAAAGCUAAAGGGAUAUGCUGAAAAAAUAAGGCCCAUGGUUCGAGAUGGCGUUUAUUUUAUGUAUGAAGCCCUUCAUGGCUCCCCAAAGAAGAUUCUUGUUGAAGGAGCCAAUGCGGCAUUACUUGAUAUUGACUUCGGCACGUACCCUUUUGUGACUUCAUCAAACUGCACUGUAGGUGGUGUAUGCACUGGACUUGGUGUUCCUCCCCAGCACGUUGGCGAUGUGUAUGGUGUUGUGAAGGCAUAUACUACUCGGGUGGGAAUUGGAGCCUUCCCCACUGAGCAGAUUAAUGAAAUUGGAGAUCUUUUACAGUCCCGUGGCCACGAAUGGGGAGUAACGACAGGCAGAAAGAGGCGCUGUGGCUGGUUAGAUCUUGUCAUUUUGAAAUAUGCUCAUAUGAUCAACGGAUUCACUGCCUUGGCAUUAACAAAGCUGGAUAUUCUUGAUGUCCUUGAUGAGAUUAAGAUUGGUGUUGCUUACAAAUUGGGCGGAAAAAGAAUUCCGUAUUUUCCAGCUAAUCAGGAGAUACUACAGAAGGUGGAAGUAGAAUAUGAAACGAUGCCUGGGUGGAAAACUGACACAACUGGUGCACGAAAAUGGGAGGACCUUCCUCCCAAGGCCCAGAAUUACAUUCGAUGUGUGGAAAACCAUGUUGGAGUGCCAGUCAAAUGGGUCGGAGUUGGAAAAUCAAGAGAGUCAAUGAUCCAGCUGUUUUAAGCAAAGGAAGAAGUUCAAUGAUCCAAAGCACAAUUCAGUGUUUGCUUGUUCCUUACUGUUUCCUCUUUAAAUGGAGAUAUUAUUUAAAACCAACAUGUUCUUCUAGGAAUUGAUUAGAAACAAAUUACCUGUUCUGUAUUGUAACAUUUUAUUUGUCUUAUAUGUCUCAGUAAUUUCAGUGUAAAAUCUGUUUGGUGGCCAUCAUCAGAAAGAAAAAUCUGAAAAGUGCGUAGCAAAAUAAGGAAAAAAUCCAUGUAUUUUUUUUUUUAAAUUUGAGACAUUACUAUUUGAAAGUAUUUUACCUCAGAAUAGAGUUAGUUCUUCCUGAUGAAACUGAUGUUGAGUUUUUUCCAGUAAUUACUGGGUGACUUCAGAAUUGUGAAGAUUGGAUUUGUUCUUCCACUUCAAGUGUUACAAUGUCUAUGUCUAUGUCUUUGGGUUGGCAGCAAUAAGACAUACGCUUUGUACUUGGAGUGGUAGGAUCAUACAGACUUUCCGUUUGUAAAACACAGUAAACACAAUUAUCUAUAAUUUUGAUAUAACUAUUUUUUAUAGCCCACUGAAAUGAAUGGAGAGAAGCUAAAAUAUUUUUUUAACAGAGCCUAUUCUAGUAACAGAACUAACAUCUGCAGAGGGGCCAAACUGGAGAAAGCUGACUUGUCUAAUAACUUGUUCAAAUACCCUGUGUAUGAACAGGCAAUCCUUGAAGAGACUGUCAGGUGUGCAGUCUUUAUUUUAGGCAGUAGGGAAGGAGUGAAUGACAGUGGAAGGAAGAGAGUCCUCAGGGUACAAAACACACAAGGAGGGUGCAGCCAGAACAACAUGCAGUAUUUUAGUGAACCUGAGACGUUUCUUCCUGCUCAUGCAGUGAUUGUGAUUUCCAAAGUUUUACUGUAGUUGUCUUUUGAGGAACGUGGGACUUGCAGCUCUGUGUGGCACACUUGCUUCCAUGGCUCCCGUGUUUCCAAGAAUAAAUCAAUGCAUGACUUAACGAUGACUGCUGCGGUAUUUACACCCCUCACACAUUUUGACCUUCCUCAGCAAAAUGUAAUGCCUAAUUAUAGAAGGGGAUGACAUGUGGCAGCCAGGGUUGUGACAUGCAGAAGCCAUGGAGAGGUCCCCAGAACCUUCAAGAAUACAUUUGGAUUUUUUCGUGGGUAUUCUAACUUUUAGUGGUUACACAGCAAGAGCUCUCAAAAAAGGCCUACCUCUUGUAGAGGAAAAUGAGUAUGCUAGAAGCCAAGUUAUUCCAUAACUGAAAUUUUCAGAAUAGAUGUUUCUUUUCUAUAUAUGUCUCAGAGAGCUAUGACAAUAUUUUUAUAUCAUUCCCAGAGGCUGUAAUGCCAUUGUGCAAUGUGUGAAAGUACCCCAUUCCUGAGAUAAUAACUCAAAGGAUACAAAAUGAUAACAUUCUUUGCAUUGGAGAACUCACAGCCCAAAGCUGUGAAUCCCGAUUUCAACCAGAACUCCUCUGCUGGUCUUUGACAAGUCAUUUAAUUUCCCCGUUACUGUUUUGCGAUUUGUAAAACAUCAAGUAGUGAAACUUCCUCACCUGUCUGACAGUGUUUUGGGGAGCUCUGUGGCUCAAAUCUGCAGUCCUUGUUCUAGCAUAGAUGAGGAAGUUCUACCCUUUGUAUUUAUGAGAGUUAAAAUGAGAGAUUUCUGACCUUAAUUACUGUUCACAAAGCACUUCUGAAAGGUGCUUGGUAAGUGCUAAUUAGUAACAAGCACUGUGAAAUGUACCUCAUUUAUAUGAGGUAAUUUAGGCAUAAAGGUUUUUGGAGGUAUAGUAAUAGUUCUGUUUUCACAUAGAUAACCAUGUGACAUUUGCCUACUGGAUUAACCUGACCUAUUCCUUUUCUUGGCCUCAUCUUCAUGGGUGCAUUUAUGUUAGGGAUGGCCACUGUAUUUAAGCUUUAGUUGAUAUAUAGACUAAGUCCACAAUGACUACAAGCCACUCUGUAUGCUGAAUAACUGGAUUAAAUGAUCAACUCUGAAUGAUGUGUUUGGCAUAUUAAAAAUGAGGAUUUAUAGCUUAAUUUUCACAGGAUUACUGUCUCUUGUUCACCUAAUCUGUUAUUUUCCACUAAGUAUUUUUUCCAUUAAGUGUCUAUUAGAUCCGCAUUGCUUGUAUUUGCUUUCAAGGAUUCAUUGAAAACCCAGUAAUGUUGUCAAUGGACUUGAUACCGUGGACAAUUAUCCUGUGACUUACUUUGUUACAAUAAAGUAAUACUGUGCUUUUCAUUUCACGGCAUGGAUUUUCUAAAAUGAAAUUUACUCCUAUUGAAUUUCACUUGUUGUCACUGAGUUAAAUGUGAAUACGUUCAGGUUUAUAUCAAAAAGCUCUUUAAUCUACUGAGUGACGUAAUGGUUGAUAAGAACAUUUAAAUGUAAAUUUGCAUUCAUUUUGGCUGUCUACCAUUAUUUUAUGGAUUAUUUUGUAUUGUUUGGAAUUUGAUUUUAAUUACAAUCACUGUGAUGAAUUUGGUCUCUUCUUCCUCCCCAGCCAAAUGCAAUAAUUGUGAGUGAAAUUGGUUGAUACAUCAUCCUCUUUGGUAUCUUGAUGGAAGACUAAGGGUAAAUGUCUGCCAAAACAACAUAAUUUGUUGUAAAAACUAUAGCAUAGUUUUUAAAAAGUAGCAAUUACCAAUUCACUCAUGCGCUUUAAUGUGUUGGAUAUAGUUACUCACACUUUCCCUCAAUAACAUGGCCUUCAUACUCAGAGGUGUGCUGCUUAAUACAUGCAGUAUAGGAUUUUGAAGCUUCUGUAAUUUUUAAUUUGGCUGUAUAUGGUCUUACAGUUCUGGCAUGAUGCACUUUAUAAAAGGAAAGAAAAUCAAGCAUUUCCAUAGUAAUGUGCAAUCUAUGCUCACAUCUUUCCCUCUAUGCAGAUAUUUCACUUGAAUUUUGGAUCCACACCUGUUAUUUUGUCCUGAAAAAACACAUUAAAAUGAAUUUAAAGUAA
This is a messenger RNA of Numida meleagris (helmeted guineafowl), 4413 nucleotides long. It is a transcript of the gene ADSS1, whose product is annotated as adenylosuccinate synthase like 1. The transcript has 13 exons. Gene Ontology annotation, biological process: IMP metabolic process; 'de novo' AMP biosynthetic process. Gene Ontology annotation, molecular function: GTP binding; adenylosuccinate synthase activity. Bases 78 to 1448 code for a protein of 456 amino acids. The record is from RefSeq and is a predicted model, not a curated record. Lineage: Eukaryota; Metazoa; Chordata; Aves; Galliformes; Numididae. Gene Ontology annotation, cellular component: cytoplasm.